AUGCAGCCGUCUGGCGCCUUCACCUGUUAUCACCAUGAAGUUCCAAAGCCCCGUCGCAGUCUUUCUCCCUUUCCUCGCCGGCGCAUACGCCUCCGUCGACGACCAGCUCCCCAUGGCGGACACCCAUCAUCAAACUCGUUUGAACCCCUUACCUCCUCGAAACCAACUUUAGCCGACCUGCUGACAAUUGAAUCUUCUGCGUCCAUAUUUUACUCAUACGCACGCGAACUCGAAUUGUGCGCGAUCUUCUCUGAUGAGGGCGUCAACAGCACGCUGCUCGUUCCAACGAACAAGGCCGUUAUGGCACUACAUCGGAAACCGCAUCAAGGACCUGAAACGGUUAGCGGCGACGUGACGAUAUCCGAAGAGGAGUUUGAUAGUAUAUCGAAGAGGAACGUCGAGAAAUGGAUCUCGGCUCAUAUCAUACCAGAAUCGCCUAUUACGCUGGAAUCGAAGACUUAUCCUACACUUCUGCACCGAAAGACCGUGUCGUUCACAGCUCUUCCGAAAUCGGACCCGAAAGCAGCUGAGUGGACUCGGGUACUCGUAAACGGCGACGUUCAUAUCAUCGGGAUGAAAGAGUUAUCAUUGCCCAAUCUUUGGCGAAAGCAAAGUCGACAAGAUGACGCCUCCAGCAUCGCCGCAAGCUCGAUCGAUAAUGAGUACGAGACAGCGCAGGCCGAGGGCAUGGACUUCGAGCUUGUACGACCCAGCUUCAGCCACCUUCAUUCCGCAAGAACCAGCGAAGAUUCGUCUUUCGUGAAGGACGGAGGGCAAAGGGAGCUCCGGUGGAUUGCGCUGAUGUCGUCCGUACCUGCUUCGCAAGCGAGGAAGAAUAAGAAGGUGAAGAAGCUUCUAGUAGAGGGUGUCCCGUCCUCCGUGAGGUAUCUGGUGCGGAUCCAUCUGACGGACGGGAAGGCAAAGAAUGUGCCGAAGGUAUAUGAGCAGUUGGUGAAGAGGGGGCAUGUACCGAGCUACAAGGAGAUCGAAAGGGACGUGCAAGCGUAUAUUCGAGAGAACUCCCAACCCCCCACGAUGAGGGAGUCCAUGAUGUCGUUACUCGAAGCGUACUUGACCAUGGUUCCAGAUGUGCAAUAUAGUCGAGGUCUAACCUUGAUUGUCGGGAAUAUCCCGUUGUUGGCACCUGAGGAAGACAGAUUUUGGACGUUCGUUUUCCCUGAUGGACUCGUAUCUUCGGCCCUAUUUCUCCUCGAGCAGUUCACAGAUGGAGGUUGA
Molecule: messenger RNA, 1236 nt
Organism: Pleurotus ostreatus (oyster mushroom)
Lineage: Eukaryota; Fungi; Basidiomycota; Agaricomycetes; Agaricales; Pleurotaceae
Exons: 6
Coding region: 1-1236 (411 amino acids)
Source: RefSeq, a predicted model, not a curated record